Closterium sp. NIES-67 is the source of this 3460-nucleotide messenger RNA. The record is from the annotation of a GenBank genome assembly. Lineage: Eukaryota; Viridiplantae; Streptophyta; Zygnematophyceae; Desmidiales; Closteriaceae.
CACCAGCAUGGAAAAAUAAUUGCCAGCUAGCUUCGUCGACAUCCUCCUCCCAUUCAAAAUUAUUCCGUUUUAUUCCCUUCAAUUCUAGGCCCGCUUGGCUGGUAGUGUUUCGCUAUGGCUGUAGCAGGUGACGAAGGCGCUGGCUGUAGCGGGGCAGAUGCUGUGUCGAGGUUGUCCGACGAGGAGCUCUGUCUCGUCCUUGAUCGCCUCGAAAGCGCCGACGACAUCGUCAGAGCAUCUGCUGCGUGCAAGCGCUGGAAACGGCUUGCUUUUCGGGGUCCGGCGCUGGUUUUCUCGGAAUUCAAGAAACCUUUUCCGGAACGAACCCUCACUCAGCUAGUGCUCAAGACCUCAAAUCUGCAAACGCUUGUUGCGGAUUUCCACGCACUUUCAGCCGCACGCUAUCAUGAGACUUCCGACGAGCCGCCUCAUGGAAGCAUAAUCAGUGAGCACUACCUUCUGAUGUGGCUUCGCCAAUGCCCUAAUCUGCUAAGGCUCUACAUGUCGUCAUAUGACGGAGUCUCCAGGUCCCAGUGGCUGAGACAUAUCAUUGCCCAUGCUCCAAACCUCACAGUCCUCUCUCUGCGAGGUUGCGAUUUUUUCCAAGAUUCCGUGGAUUCGGUAUUUUUGCUGCAGAAUCUGGUAGUAUUGGACCUGGGAUGCCUCAGCAUCAAGAGGGACUGGGGCACCCGUCUGAAAAGUUUGGUCAAGCUUCGGAGAUUGUGGUUGAUGGUGGAUAAGGACUUCAAAGGCGAUUUUUCAAGCCGAACACUGGAGUUUCUGGACCUGAAAUCCGAGACACGGGGGGACGAGAGGUACGAAACGGAUCUUGGGAUGGGGCUUCAAUUGGAGCUGGACCUCCCUGUUCUGAAACACCUCGAGGUGGAUGGUAUGUCGAGGCUUCUUGUGCGUAACUCUCCCUUGCUCAAGCACGUCGAGCUUGGCUGCUCCAAGUGCGACUGUACUUUUACAAAUCCUUCAGCGGCUGUUCGUUUUCUCGCUCUGCGGAUGCGAGACCCUGAUGAGAUGCUCCAACCCGAAUCUCUGUUUUUUCAAAGUCCCAGCAGUAUUCAGGAGCUCCAUCUUCAAGGGCGGAUGCAAUGUCCUUCAGGAUUUAGUCUUCCGUCUCUCAGAUCCCUCCACAUGUCACUCGAGCCUUAUCCUUUUGACACAACACGGGCAUUUCUGCAGUGUGCUUCAGGAACCACCUCCAUUGAAUGGCUCAUUGACAAGGAACUGCAUUCUGUCUGGGAUGAUGAGGAUGCUUGUUCCGGAAACGACUUUGCAACAUCCUUGGGUGAUGUUGUAAGGCGCUGCCCAACCCUCAAGACGGUGAAGGUAGUCUUUUUGGAGUUUCAGUAUUCCUUUUUUGCUGUUGCAAAUGGUCUCAUCAAACUGGCUAAAACCUUUCCACGAGUAGACUUUUCCCUCCAUCAGGAUAACGAUUGAUGGUAGCUUUGCUGGAUUGUUUCCAUUCUUUAGUUGCCUUUUUUAUUUUCCGCUGAGCUUUAGUCCCGAAUGUGAUCAGCAGGACGUGCAGCAACAUGAAGUAGGCUCACCUGUCUUAGUGUCUUUCUAAUGCAUCGUAUAUUCAUAGUUGUGGCGUGGCGUCAUAAAAAAGGUCGCUUUGAGACAAAGUAUCUUUUGAACAAUGCGCUGUAGUUCAUUUAGGCACGAGUGUACUGCUGGAACCUUUAUCGAACCCAGGCAGCAAUGUUUUCCUGUCCCCGCGCCUGUGAAUGGAAGCAUUGCCAGCCGGGAAAACACUUCCUAACGUGCUGCAGCAGCUACGUCAGGCAUCUGAAGCUCAUUUUACAACUCUACUGCAAUUCUAGGUCCGCAUGCACGCUGGUGAAGGUCGUAGGACGUAGGUCGUGUUGCCGUUUCAGUUCCGCUUGUUCUGUUAUGACUGGAGCAUGUGCUGCGGAUGUAGGUCGUGGUGGAGAGGAUGGUCUAUCGAGGUUUUCCGACGAGGAGCUUCUUCUCAUCCUUGAUUAUCUCUCAAGCGCCAAAGACAUCAUUCGUGCAUCGGCGACGUGCAAGCGUUGGAAACGACUAGCUUUUAGGGGUCCAUCGCUGGAGUUUGUGGGGUUCAAACGGACUUCACCGGAACGAGCACUCACCCAGUUGGUGCGAAAAACUUCAAACUUGAGCUCACUUUCUGCUGUAUUUGAUCAAGCUACAGUCGAUGGCAGCGAAACCUUGAACCUUCAUGAUAAAAAACCGUCCGAGCACUAUCUUCUGAUGUGGCUUCGCCAUUGUCCCAAUCUGACAAGGCUCUGCUUUAUGGCAUCUGAAGGCUUUGCCAGGCCUCGAUGGCUAAGCCAUAUCGUCUCCCAUGCUCCGGAUCUUGUGGUCCUCUCCCUUAACGGCCCGGAUUUCCAGCAAGAUUCCCUGGAUAUAGUGACUUCACUGAAGAGUUUGGAGGAGUUGGAGUUGGAAUGUCCGCGGCUUAAAAGUGAUUGGACGACCUGCCUCACUAGCCUGGGCUACCUUCAGAAGUUGACUUUGACGGUGGAUGCGAGCUUCAGAGACACGCUUUCGAGCCAAAGAUUGAGGUUCCUCUGCCUGAAGUCUGACUCCAGGCGGGAGAGGUACAUCCAAGUUUAUCGAACGGGGUUCGACUUGAAGCUGGAUCUUCCUGCUCUGGAAACCCUCCAGCUGGAUUGUGUGGCAAGGUUGCUGGUGAGCAACUCUCCCUUGCUUAAGCAUGUGGAGGUUGACUGUCUGAAUAAUGAUGUGAGUUUCCUGAAUCCGUCUCGAACCCUCCACUUUCUUUCUUUGCGGAUGCAAAGCCUUGAUGAGGAGCUCCACCUCCAGCCUGAACCUUUUUUGCUGCCAAGUUUGAACAGUAUUCAGGAGCUUCGUCUUCAGGGGCGGAUGAGUCAUCUCUCAAGUUUUGUGCUUCCGGGUCUUAAGUCCCUCCACAUGUCACUUGAACCUUAUCCUUUUCAAGGAAUGAGGGACUUUAUGAAGCAUGCUCCAGGAAUUACGUCCAUUGAAUGGUCCAUUGCUGCUCGGCUGGACAGUGCGUGGUAUCGGAAGGAUGGCCCUUCUCCAGAUGAGAUUGCAAGAGCCUUGGGUGAGAUCAUAGCAUUGUGCAAAUCCCUCAAGAGCGUGAGGGUUGUCUUCAUGGACAGUAUGGAUGUCCUCUUCACUAUUGCAAACGGCAUCAUGAAACUGCAGAAAGCCUUUCCACAUCUGGAUGUUUCUCUUCACAAGGAUUUUGAGGUCGAGGAGUCUGAUAGUGACCUUGGGUCUGACAGCGAGCUUGAGUCUGAUAGCGAACUUGAGUCUGAUAGCAAUUCUGAUUGACGGGUUGCUUUCAUCCGAUCUCUUUCUAUACCAACGAUUUUAUAUGGCAGCGGCACUCUGCUUUCAGUACAAGCUUUCUUGUGGCUUGAGGGAUCAGGGGGACAUGAAUUAUGCACCCUUAGCAAGAGCCCUAGGUGGUGGUAUC